Messenger RNA from Coccinella septempunctata (seven-spotted ladybird), 2316 nucleotides. Its product is annotated as heat shock protein 70 A1-like. The record is from RefSeq and is a predicted model, not a curated record. Lineage: Eukaryota; Metazoa; Arthropoda; Insecta; Coleoptera; Coccinellidae. The transcript has a single exon. Bases 147 to 2087 code for a protein of 646 amino acids. Gene Ontology annotation, cellular component: cytoplasm. Gene Ontology annotation, biological process: protein refolding; cellular response to unfolded protein. Gene Ontology annotation, molecular function: ATP hydrolysis activity; ATP binding; misfolded protein binding.
AACCCCGCCAUAUUCAAAGAAUUUAUACAGCAAGCGAAUAAGCAAGCAACUCAGAGCGAAAACUUUGAGAUAUUUCACUCUUCCUUACACAAAACAAAGUGCAAAGUAUUUCAAGUGCUAAUUCUACGUAAAUUUUGUGAGACAAAAUGGUUAAAGCUCCAGCAAUUGGUAUUGACUUGGGAACAACAUAUUCCUGUGUGGGUGUGUGGCAACACGGAAAGGUGGAAAUCAUCGCAAAUGAUCAAGGAAACAGAACAACACCAAGUUAUGUGGCUUUCACGGACACAGAACGACUCCUUGGAGAUGCUGCGAAGAACCAGGUGGCGAUGAACCCCAGCAAUACAGUCUUCGAUGCGAAACGACUCAUCGGAAGGAAAUUCGACGAUCCAAAAAUUCAACAAGACAUCAAACACUGGCCAUUCAAAGUCAUCAGCGAAAGUGGAAAACCCAAAAUCCAAGUAGAAUUCAAGGGAGAAAAAAAGGUAUUUGCACCAGAAGAAAUAAGCUCAAUGGUACUAACGAAAAUGAAAGAAACCGCAGAAGCAUAUCUGGGAACAACAGUGAGAGACGCCGUCAUUACAGUUCCAGCAUACUUCAACGAUUCACAAAGACAAGCAACAAAAGAUGCAGGCGUUAUAGCUGGAUUAAACGUUAUGAGGAUAAUAAAUGAACCAACAGCAGCUGCAUUAGCCUAUGGCUUAGAUAAGAACCUCAAAGGUGAGAGAAAUGUGCUCAUCUUCGAUUUGGGCGGAGGUACGUUUGAUGUAUCCAUACUGACAAUAGAUGAAGGAAGUCUGUUUGAAGUAAGAGCCACUGCUGGUGAUACACAUCUCGGUGGUGAAGACUUCGACAAUAGGCUAGUUAAUCAUCUGGCAGAUGAAUUCAGACGGAAAUUCAAAAAAGAUUUACGAACCAACCCAAGAAGCCUACGGAGACUAAGAACAGCAGCUGAAAGGGCCAAACGUACACUUUCAUCUAGUACAGAAGCAACAAUAGAAAUAGAUGCCUUGUUUGACGGAGUAGAUUUCUACACCAAAGUUACUAGAGCAAGAUUUGAAGAACUUUGCUCUGAUCUAUUCCGAGGCACAUUACACCCUGUUGAGAAAGCUCUGACGGAUGCCAAAAUGGACAAAGGAUCUAUUCACGACGUUGUAUUGGUUGGAGGCUCCACGAGAAUUCCCAAAAUCCAACAAUUAUUGCAAAACUACUUCUGUGGCAAAUCAUUGAAUCUUUCCAUCAAUCCCGAUGAAGCAGUAGCAUAUGGUGCAGCAGUCCAGGCAGCAGUAUUGAAUGGCGAGCAAGAUUCUAAGAUUCAAGAUGUACUUCUUGUUGAUGUCACCCCGUUGUCUUUGGGUAUCGAAACAGCAGGUGGGGUCAUGACGAAGAUCAUUGAGAGAAAUGCCAGAAUUCCAUGCAAGCAAACCCAAACGUUCACCACGUAUGCUGAUAACCAACCAGCAGUUACUAUCCAAGUAUUUGAAGGUGAACGGGUAAUGACAAAAGAUAACAACCUGUUGGGUACCUUCGACUUGACUGGCAUACCACCAGCACCUAGAGGUGUGCCUAAAAUUGAGGUAACAUUUGAUUUGGAUGCUAAUGGAAUUUUGAAUGUAUCUGCCAAAGACACUAGUUCCGGAAACUCCAAAAACAUCACCAUCAAAAAUGAUAAAGGAAGAUUGUCCCAGAAGGACAUCGAUAAAAUGGUGGCUGAUGCAGAGAAGUACAAAGAAGAAGAUGAAAAACAAAAACAGAGAAUUGAAGCUCGAAACAAACUUGAGGCUUAUGUAUUCCAACUCAAACAAGCCGUACAAGACUGUGGAAGCAAAUUGAGUGAAGAAGACAAGGCUACUGUAGAGAGAGAAUGUCAGAACUGUCUGCAGUGGCUUGACUCCAACACUUUGGCAGAGAAGGAUGAAUAUGAAGAUAAACAGAAACAGCUAACGUCCAUCUGCAGUCCCAUCAUGGCCAAGUUGUAUGGAGGUGCUCAAAAUGCAAAUAACUUCGGUGGAAUGCCUGGAAGUUGUGGACAGCAAGCAGGCGAAGGCUUCGGAGGCAGACAAGGACCUACCAUUGAAGAAGUCGAUUAAACUUUUGCAGCAUCAAACAUUCCCUCUUCAUCAUCCUAGCAUUUUCUGCAUCAGUUUAUUCGAUGAAGAGUGAAUUAUAAUGAAGAUUUUCUGAUUUUUCCAAAUUCUGUUUCUUUGAUCAAAUUCUUCCAUCUGUAUUUUUUCAAAAUUGUUGUUUAUUAACUUUAGUUGCAAUUUUUAACACCUUCAAUUUUAUUAAUUGAUUUUUCAAUAAAUUCUUUCAAACUGA